AUGCAGGAUACUUGGAUGUUGCUGACGGACUCGAUGAACGCCGGCGCGCACGGGCACAUCCGCGAGCUCCUCGACGGAACGUGGUCCUCGUACUGGUCCGGAUUUUACAACCGGACGGAGGAGAUCGUCCUCCCGUUCGUGCACACGAUUUUGCCUCUGAUGGAAUAUCUUUGGAGAGCGGACUACCUGCAGUGCAAGACGACGUACGAGCUUCAGCGUCUCGUGGGCGGAUUGCAGGUGUGCACCCUCAGCGCCGAAGCGGUGGCGGGGCAAACACCAUCAGAGGAUAAACACGACAACAGCACUUUACCCGGGAGCAAGCACCGCCCCGUCGAGAUUGUUGAGCGCGCCUCGAGCCGCCCCACAUUUGCGGGGGCCCGCAAAGCCACACCAGGGUGCUGA
Molecule: messenger RNA, 402 nt
Organism: Ectocarpus siliculosus
Lineage: Eukaryota; Phaeophyceae; Ectocarpales; Ectocarpaceae
Source: the annotation of a GenBank genome assembly